Molecule: messenger RNA, 1448 nt
Organism: Asparagus officinalis (garden asparagus)
Lineage: Eukaryota; Viridiplantae; Streptophyta; Magnoliopsida; Asparagales; Asparagaceae
Product: gibberellic acid methyltransferase 2-like
Exons: 3
Coding region: 152-1339 (395 amino acids)
Biological process (GO): methylation
Molecular function (GO): S-adenosylmethionine-dependent methyltransferase activity
Source: RefSeq, a predicted model, not a curated record
UUUUAGAAGUGUGCCAAAGCCACAACUUAUGCCUUGCAUUCCCCCGUAAGCGUUGCCUUCUCUUUAUUGCUGCAUCAUGAAAGAAAGGCGGAUGAGAUUUUAGUGCAUCAAAUUUUUCCCUCGCUCCCUAAUUUUUCUCUCUCAAAACCACAUGGACUCCCCGAGGCUCCUUUUUGUGACAACAACCAAAGAAAAAAAGAGCCCUGAACUUCAGUCAUGGACAAGGGGCCUCCACCAAGUACUUUGUAUGCAAGGAGGAGAUGAUGACGGAAGCUACGCCAAGAACUCCGAAGCCCCCGCCUCCGCCAUUGCCCUGUCAAAGCCGCUCCUCAUCGAGGCUAUCACCUCAAUGAAGCUCUUCGACAAAGAAUCCUCAAUAAGAAUUGCUGAUCUAGGAUGUGCAACAGGCCACAACACCCUAUCCACUGUUGAACUCCUCGUUCAUAGCCUGAAGGAAAGAUACAAGAAAGAAAAAGACUAUAUGCCAGAGUUUGAGGUCUUCUUCUCUGAUCUACCAUCCAACGAUUUCAACUCUCUUUUUCGCUCGUUGCUUUCAUCAUGUGAUGCAUCCAAGAUGCCUUACUACUUCUCUGGCGUCCCUGGGUCAUUCUACGAUCGCUUGUUUCCAAAUGGGAAGCUUCAUCUAGCGGUUAGCUUGAGUGCAUUGCAUUGGCUCUCACGGGUUCCAGAGGAAGUGUUAGACAAGAAAUUGCCCGCCUGGAACAACGGAAGGGCAUGGAUAGAUGGAGCAAAGAAAGAAGUGGUGGAUGCCUACGCGAAGCAAUCGUCUGAGGAUUUACUGGCUUUCUUGAAUUGUCGAAAGAAGGAAAUCGUCGAGGGUGGAAUGUUGUUUUUAUUGAUGGCGGGAAGACCAGAUUCUCAACGACCGGAGAACCAGUUAGGGGAUCCUGAUUCAAGGGCCAAGCAUCCGUUCACAAGCUCCAUGGAUCAAGCUUGGAAAGAUUUGCUAGAUGAGGGAUUGAUCGAUGAGGAGAUGAGAGACACAUUCAACAUCCCGGCAUACAUGAGGAGCACAGAAGAGGUCAGGAGGGCAUUCGAUCAUUGUGGUGCAUUUGAAAUCAAACGGCUGGAGUUUCUUAGGAUCGUCGAACACUCGAAGGAGAAACAAGCGGAGUGGAUCAAAGACCCAGUUUCAUAUGGUCGAGCUAAGGCUAAUCUGGUUCGAGCCACUUUGAAACCUAUUGUCAAGGCUCACCUUGGAUCAUUGCUUUCCGAGGUUUUAUUCAAGCGAUUUGAGAAGAGAGUCUCUCAAGACAUAAGCAUGCUUGAAAAGACUUGUUUCUAUGGCCUGAUUGUUGUGUGUGCAAUUAGGAAGUGAAUUCUUCUAUUAUAGAUUACCCUUUCUUUUUUCUCUAGGUAAGUUGUUUGCCUAUAAAAUUAAUUCUAGAAAAUGUAUCAAUCAAAAAGGCAGUGAAAUCUUUUGUCUA